UGCCGAACGACCUGACGGACACACGUGUGGCGCGGUGGUUGAAAAAAAUAUAUCCAAGAAUUAUACAAAAGAACUGAAUGAGUAUCGAAAUCCCAAAACCGAAACCAAAAUUAAAAUUUCGUUUUUUUGGAAAAAUAAACAGCCAGUCGGAAGCAAAAGGCAGGCAGGCGGCAGCAGCAACUCCCCCAAAUAAUUAGAGUUGAGAAAGUGUGAAAAACUGUACGCAGCCGGCAAAUACUAGGUAAUACUUCGGAGUGCGGCGUGUCUGUGCAGUGUGAUACCUUUUCGUGAUCUAUAUAACUUGGAGCAACGUAUGGCAAGUGGCCGGCCGGCCGGCCCACAAAGAGAAUAUAUACCUAAAUGCUUGGCGGCGCCGUUUCAUCUGCAUCGGGCGAACCCUUAAAACAUUAAGCUGCCCCGAUGGAUGGAUCGGCGGUAUAAAGAAACACCGUCGCCAGUGUUUCGCUGGCCACAGCAACUACGUCGACAAACCAAAUCGAAAUCGAAAACGAAAACGAAACCCGUUUCGUUGCAUUUUGAUACGGAGAGACGGAUCGUCGGUGGGGAUACUCUCGGAUCCGAUCGGAUCGCCUUUUGAUCUACAGACAACAACAGAUCCCGCUGCUGUUGGCUUUCCAAGGAAACCCAAAGGAAAAUAUCUGAAAAACGCACAUCGCAGCUUAAAAAAAUAAAUCAUUGUUUGGAAUAACAAAGCCAGAAGCCAGAAACGUUUGAAGUGCCAAAGUGAAACAAAAAAAAAUUGAUUUGAAAAUUAAACCAGUCCACUAAUCAGAAAAAAUAACAAAAAUGUAGUAGUCGGACAAAAAAAAACCCAAAAAUAACAAGUGGAAAUCAAACGAAAAGUAUUAUAAAGUCCAAAAUAAAUACAUAAUCUCACAACACGGAAUUUUCAACAAGUUUUAUACACGGCAACAUAAAAUUUUCUAUUAACCGAAAACGAAAGAAUAUAUAAAUCGCAUAAUUAACUUUAAAUUAAUCCAUAUUGUACGAAGUAGAACCGUAGAAUAUAGUAAUUUAUUAACGAGUACUUACCAGCAAACAUCCACAAUAUAUCACGCCAAAAAGUAGACUAUAGAAACAGCAUUUAGCAAAAUCAACAACAAUUCACCAGAAUAACCGCUUCAACAAUUAAUCCACACAACCUACAACAAUCGAAACAAAAUGCCAUCAUCGACGGGAGUAUUGGUAUUGCUGAUCCUGUGCCACCUGAGCCAGGGCCAGGUGCGAAACGAGGAUCAGCUAAUGAUGGUGGGCCAGAAUGGCGAUCUGGACAGCAGCAAUCCCUCCAUUCCACACCACCAACAGCCGCCACAUCAACAGCAGCACCACCAGCAACAGCAGCAGCAACAUCAUCAGCAACACCAACAGCAACACCAGAGCAAUCACAACCUGAACAGCACCUUGCUGAACACCUUGAUGGGUGGCGGCAGUGCUGGUAUUUCCGGUGGCCAGGCGAACGGCUCACCCGGAGGAGGAGGCGGCGGCGGUGCCAUGAUCAACCAACUAAGCGGCAGUAGCAGCACCUCGAGCUCCCCCUCGGCUAUGGGAGUGCCCGGAGGAUCUGGCCUAAUGCCUCCUUGGCACUCUGGCAUGGGAAUCGGAGGAGUUCCAGGAAACGGAAUGGCCAUUCCAACGUCCCACAACCAUGGAUCGAAUAUGGGCCACGGACAUGCCCUGGCCGGACUGGCAAACCUGGGAAUAAUAGUUCCUGGAACCAAGGUACUACCCGGCAAUAUGGGUUACGGCGGAGUCGGAGUUGGCGGAAUGGGAAUGGGCAUGGGAGUCGGAGUUGGAGUCGGAGCAAACUCUAAUAACAUGGAUAUGCAACAAGGCCUGUACAAUGAACACUUCAUCUCGGAGCACACAGUGAUGGCAGUGUUUACCUCCCAGGGACAGGUGGGUGGACCCUGUCGGUACAUGCCUGCCACCCGGCAGCAGAACCACCAGUGUCGAAAGGAAACAGGACUACCAGGAACCUUGAGCGAGGCACGUCGUCUGGCCACCACCCACUGCGAGGAGCAGUUCAGGUACGAUCGCUGGAACUGUUCGAUCGAGACCCGUGGCAAGAGGAACAUCUUCAAGAAGCUCUACAAGGAGACGGCCUUCGUCCAUGCCUUGACAGCAGCCGCCAUGACCCACUCCAUAGCCAGGGCCUGUGCCGAGGGUAGGAUGACCAAGUGCAGUUGCGGGGCCAAGAAGCACAACCGGGAGGAGCAGGACUUUCAGUGGGGCGGAUGCAAUGAUAAUCUCAAGCAUGGAAAGAGGGUAACGAGACGCUUUCUGGACUUGCGCGGCGGCGAUGGAGACGAAGUCAGUGAGAUAUUGCGACAUGACUCAGAGGUUGGCAUUGAGGCCGUCUCCUCGCUAAUGAUGGACAAGUGCAAGUGCCAUGGCGUUUCCGGUUCCUGUUCGAUGAAGACCUGCUGGAAGAAAAUGGCCGACUUUAAUGCUACGGCCACACUAUUGAGACAGAAGUACAACCAGGCCAUUCGCAAGGCUCCUAAUUUAAGGACUAUGCGUCAGGCUCCUUCGAGUCGCAUGAGAAAGCCCAAACAGCGACGCAAGAAACCACAACAGUCACAAUAUACGACGCUGUAUUAUUUGGAGACCUCGCCCUCCUACUGCUCGGUCACCAAGGAUCGCCAGUGUCUGCAUCCCGACAACUGUGGUACCCUGUGCUGUGGGCGUGGCUGGACCACGCAGGUGUUCAAGGAGGUGGAGAAGUGCCGCUGUCGAUUCAACAACGGACGCUGUUGCCAAUUAAUCUGCGACUAUUGUCAGCGGUUCGAGAAUAAAUACUUUUGUAAAUAGACGGCCACACUACUCAUCCAUCUCUCUAUCUCUGUCUCCGUCUGAACGC
This is a messenger RNA of Drosophila bipectinata, 2881 nucleotides long. It is a transcript of the gene Wnt4, whose product is annotated as Wnt oncogene analog 4. NCBI's taxonomy places the organism in Eukaryota, Metazoa, Arthropoda, Insecta, Diptera, Drosophilidae. The record is from RefSeq and is a predicted model, not a curated record. Gene Ontology annotation, cellular component: extracellular region. Gene Ontology annotation, molecular function: frizzled binding; cytokine activity. Gene Ontology annotation, biological process: multicellular organism development; neuron differentiation; canonical Wnt signaling pathway.